Coregonus sp. 'balchen' is the source of this 22796-nucleotide messenger RNA. The record is from the annotation of a GenBank genome assembly. Lineage: Eukaryota; Metazoa; Chordata; Actinopteri; Salmoniformes; Salmonidae.
AAAUUCGGAAAGAUGGUGGAGCACGCAGAUAUCCGCAUGGUUCACCGUGGUGGUAGCAAAAUAAACUUCAGGGAGCCAGUCUUUACAAAUGAUUCCAGGUACGUAUGUAUUGGUUGCAGUAGACAGCUAAACCUGAACUAAAUAUAUGUCACAAGUAUGGUAUGGACGCAAACUGUGGCCCUGGUUAGCUACUGUUGCUAGCUAGCUAGCUUGUGACUGCCCAACUAACGUUAUCUAGCUACAACAUAGCUAACAAUAUUCUAAACCGCAGAGAAACGUAUCUCUUAUUUCCGAAUUCUAGCAAGCCACCGAUUCAACUAAGGUAGCUAGCUGGCUACUGUACUAUGGAUCAAAAUGAAAUGUUAAUUUACGUUACCGGUAUGUUUAACGUUAGCUAAACAGCCAGAUAGCUAAACUUGCAUUUGCUUUUUAGCUUGCUUGCUAGUUAGCUAAUCACAAUAAACAAUCAGGCAUCUAGCUACAUUGAAUCUGGAAUAACCGUAGUCUGUAAACUGAUUUCUCUCCGGUCGUUUUCGGCAGGUUCCUUUUGUGUGCCGCGGGGGAGUCAGUGAAAGUGUACAGUACCAGCACAGAGGAAUGCAUCCAUGAUUUGCAGGGACACACUGACCUGGUGACAGGCGUUGUCCUCAACCCUUUAAACCACCUGCAGGUUUGUCAAUACAGUUGCUAUAUAUACGUGUCUGCAAACUUUGUCUGAUCAGCAACAUGUUUAUUUCUAAAGAAACAUGGUUUGUUGUCGCUCCUAUGGUUGGGUGUCGGAGGAGUGUUUGUUCAUUGCAAUGUUUUGAGUAUAGACGUGACAUUGUUGCACUCUCUUGCAGGUAUACUCGUGCUCAGCAGAUGGCACUGUCCGAUUGUGGGACUUCACGGAUGGCAUCCUCAUCAAGGUACUGCCACAGCAGCAUUCUAAACCAAAGUCCGUUUUAAUCACUGCUUCCUGUUUGCUUGAUGUGUAAAUAAUAAUUUGUUAUUAACUGACUUGCCUAGUUAAAUAAAAUAAAUAACAAUAAGUAAAUGUGCUUAUAUUACUUACUAUGAUACUUUUCAGACCUUUAUUAUCGGGUAUCCCAUCUACUCCAUUUACGUUUCGGAAAAACAUGGAGGAGUUGUUUUUGUCGUCGUCCCCAUGGCAAAUUACAAAAGCUCUGGUAAGUAUAGAUGCACUUUGAUAUGUGAGUGUUUCCAUACAGCCGCUACACAGUAGGUAGUGUAAAGCAUAGCUCAGAGAAUUUUCGACCAACCUUGGCAGGACUUCGUGACUUCGAAGACACCACGUCUUCUAAACUUCCAUGUCUAGUUGCAGGGGGUUCGUUUGAAUUUAGAAAAUGCUCCGUUAUUAAAUUAAAUCCAUGAAGUAAUCCAACAAUGUGUACGCCUCUAUCUUGUCUAUUUCACAUCGUCUCUCAUUGAUUGAGACAGGUGGGUGUCCACCCCAAAGUGCCAAAUGUCAUGUUGACACCUGUCUUGAUCAAUGAGAUGAUUUGAAAUAGACAAGAUGGCGGUGUACACAUUGUUGAAUUACUUCAUGGAGCAAAACAUUUUAUAUAAUAACGGAGCAUUUUCUAAAUUCAAACGAGCCCCCUGGAACUAGACAUGGAAGUUUAGAAGACAUGUUGUCUUCCAAGUCGGGAAUUGAGGAAGUAUCGCUAAGUAAUGGUAGGUCGAAAAUUCUGUGCUAUGCGUUACACUACCUACUGUGUAACGGCUAUAUGGAACCGUUCACAUAUCACUGCUGUUUCAAAGUGUAGCUAUGGUAAGUGCAAAGCAGGGGUUGGCAUGUUCUCCUCAGUUGUCCUUUAGCCUAUAUAGUGCCUUUUUGCAGUCACAGUAGGUGUUCUUUUAAGUCAGGUGACUUCUAAGUAAUUGCUCAACAAAAUGGUGCAGAAUAUUGAAGAGGGUGACCUCUGACCUGUAUGUGGUGUGUGUCUUCAGAGCAGUUCCAGCUGGUGGCUGUUCAUCUGCCCCGCAGUGGGGACCAGGAAGUAGAGGCACGAGAGCUCUCGGCCGUGCUCUGUGAUGUCAGCCCCCACCCUGGGGCUGCCUCCUUUGGCAGAGAGGUACGUGUAGUAGGCCUAUACUUCGUGUACCAGGUACUCCAGUAGCAAACAAGUCUCUGGCAGCAAACGACUUAUCCAAGGGUAAUACUUAAACCAUAAUGAUUGCUUUUGCAGGAGACAUUACAACAAUCUUUAUGCACGCUCUUGUCAUAGUUUGCACAUUGUUGAGUUUAGCAAAAAGGCGUGACAUGUUUUAUUACCACCUUCAAUAUUGACGGCAGGUUUUUACUUGAAACCUUGGGUGUACAACUAGGAAACAAACAGGCCGAAACAGGGAGGGACCCCCCCUGAACACCAUUUACAACGGCGUGCUAAUGAAUAUAAUGCUCCUCUUGUUUCUUUCUCACAGGGUGAAUACAUAGCUGCUGCCAAAGAUUUACAGCUCGAGGUAUUUUUCUUCAAAAAGCAGAAGUCUUACAGGUAAACACUAUUCUCGCCCAUCAGGAGGCUGUCCCCUUCAAUGACAGCAAGCAUGAAUGGUAAUGUGUGGUGUUGUCUCUCUGGCUAGUGUUUGUGCAGCACAAGUCCAAACACGCUGAACGGCAGCUUAUCUGUUGGAUGAGUGGCCUUUCUGCUUGUCUGUGGUCAGGAGCGGGAGUUCAGCCAGCCCUCUCCAUUGUUUUGAGCAUCCCCUCCUCUGUAAAAGGGCACUAAUAAGCAUCAGGAUGAUUCAUUACAUGACUGUAUUUUAUGGGGGAUUUGACAUUGCCCAGAUAACAUUGCUCAUCACUUAGUCAUAGCACUCAUUCAAUUGUAUUGUUUGUUUCUGUGCCCCACAGGUUUUCCCUGAAGUCUGGGAUAAAGAAAGGGGUCAAGAAUGCCUUCACCUGUGUCUCGUGCCACCCUAAAGAGGACUGUAUUGCCACAGGUCACGCGGAUGGCAAGAUUCGCCUGUGGUGAGUGAUGCUGGAAGAACUUAGAGACCAUGCACAAACAUGGCCUCACUAAAGACCAAAUCUAGGGGAAACCCUUGAUUUGUAUCACUCACAGUCAAUAUUCUUUCCCUGUCUUAAUAGGAGAAACUUCAACCAGAAGAAGGAGUACACAUACUCCACCCUGCAUUGGCACCACGGGGCAGUCAACACACUGUGCUUCACCCCUGAAGGUAAUGUAACAACUGACCUCAUAACUGUUGAAUUAUACCUAGACAUAUCAUCUCUGAUCACUCUAUGCCAGGGUUCCCCAAUAGGCGGCCGUGGGUGAUUUUUAUUUGGCCCCUCAAGUCUUCUGAGCAAAAAAAUGUAAUAAUAUAUAUAUAUAUAUAUAUAUAUAUAUAUAUACAAUGCAUUUGGAAAGUAUUCAGACCCCUUGACUUUUUACACAUUUUAAGUUACAGCCUUAUUCUAAAAUUGAUUACAUUAUGAAUUUACACACACUACCCCAUAAUGACAAAGUGAAAACAGGUGUUAAGAAAUUUUUGCAAAUGUAUUAAAAAUUAAAAACAGAAACACCUUAAUUACAUAAGUAUUCAGACCCUUUGCUAUGAGACUGGAAAUUGAGCUCCGGUGCAUCCUGUUUCGUUUGAUCAUCCUUGAGAUGUUUCUACAUCUUGAUUGGAGUCCACCUGUGGUAAAUUCAAUUGAUUGGACAUGAUUUGGAAAGAAACACAUCUGUCUAUAUAAGGUCCCACAGUUGACAGUGAACGUCAGAGCAAAAACCAAGCCAUGAGGUCGAAGGAAUUGUCCGUAGAGCUCAGAGACAGGAUUGUGUCGAGGCACAGAUCUGGGGAAGGGUUAUAAAAAUGUUUUGCAACAUUGAAGGUCCCGAAAAACACAGUGGCCUCCAUCAUUCUUAAAUUGAGAAGUUUGGAACCACCAAGACUCUUCCUAGAGCUGACUGCCUAGCCAAACUGAACAAUUAGGGGAGAAGGGCCUUGGUCAGGGAGGUGACCAAGAACCCGAUGGUCAUUAUGACAGAGCUCCAGAGUUCCUCUGUGGAGAUGGGAGAACCUUCCAGAAGGACAACCAUCUCUGCAGCACUCCACCAAUCAGGCCUUUAUGGUAGAAUGGCCAGACGGAAGCCACUCCUCAGUAAAAGGCACAUAUUACGUUACAGCCUUAUAAAAAAAAUGUAUUCAAUUGUUUUUUUCCCCAUCAAUCUACACACAAUACCCCAUAAUGACAAAGCAAAAACACGUUUUUGGAAAUAUCACAUUUACUUAAGUAUUCAGACCCUUUACUCAGUACUUUGUUGAAGCAUCUUUGGCAGCGAUUACAGCCUUGUCUUCUUUGGUAUGACGCUACAAGCUUGGCACACCUGUAUGAAAAUGUAUGCGCUCUGGAUAAGAGCGUCUGCUAAAUGACUAAAAUGUAAAUGUAUUUGGAGAGUUUCUCCCAUUCUUCUCUGCAGAUCCUCUCAAGCUCUGUCAGGUUGGAUGGGGAGCGUUGCGGCACAGCAAUUUCCAGGUCUCUCCAGAGAUGUUAGAUCAUGUUCAAGUCCGGGCUCUGGCUGGGCCACUCAAGGACAUUCAGAGACAUCCCGAAGCCGUUGUCUUGGCUGUGUGCUUAGGGCCGUUGUCCUGUUGGAAGGUGAGCCUUCGCCCCAGUCAGAGGUCCUGAGCUCUCUGGAGCAGGUUUUCAUCAAGGAUCUCUCUGUACUUUGCUCCGUUCAUCUUUCCCUCGAUCCUGACUAGUCUCCCAGUCCCUGCCGCUGAAAAACAUCCCCACAGCAUGAUGCUGCCACCACCAUGCUUCACCGUAGGUAUGGUGCCAGGUUUCCUCCAGACAUGACACUUGGCAUUCAGGCCAAAGAGUUCAAUCUUGGUUUCAUCAGACCAGAGAAUCUUGUUUCUCAUGGUCUGAGAGUCUUUAGGUGCCUUUUGGCAACCUCCAAGCGGGCUGUCGUGCCUUUUUACUGAGGAGUGGCUUCCGUCUGGCCACUCUACCAUAAAGGCCUGAUUGGUGGAGUGCUGCAGAGAUAGUUGUCCUUCUGGUAGGUUCUCCCAUCUCCACAGAGGAACUCUAGAGCUCUGUCAGAGUGACCAUCCGGUUCUUGGUUACCUCCCUGACCAAGGCCCUUCUCCCCCGAUUGCUCAGUUUGUCCGGGCGGCCAGCUCUAGGAAGAGUCUUGGUGGUUCCAAACUUGCUCUGUCAACUGUGGGAACUUAUAUAGACAGGUGUGUGCCUUUCCAAAUCAUGUCCAAUCAAUUGAAUUGAAUUUACCACAUAUUCCGUUGUUGGACAUAAGACAGUAAAAUCACCAGAAAAUGAGCUGAAAGUUAUUUUAAUUUAGGAAAUCUGUUCCCAAGUAUUCCGACGCAUAAAUAGAGGCAUUCCAGCCACUCCCUACUGCUUCAAGUCCCCAAGACAUUUCUUGAAAUAUGGGGGACCGAGCCUUCUGCUUCCUUGCCCCUCGCCUAUGGAAUGCUCUCCCUGACCAUCUGAGAGCCGCUCAAUCACUCUGAACUUUUAAAAUGGCCUUAAAACCCACUUCUAUAGACUAUUUUUCAUAGUCCUAGUCCCAAUCUAAAAUGUAUUUAGCACCUAGCCCACUAAUGCUAUUUUACCUGCCUUGAUUCCAAAUGUAAACUUAGCCAACAAAGAAACGUCCCUUUUUCAGUACCCUGUCUUUCAAAGAUAAUCCAUAAAAAUCAAAAUAACUUCACUUCAUUGUAAAGGGUUUAAACACUGUUUCCCAUGCUUGUUCAAUGAACCAUAAACAAUUCAUGAACAUGCACCUGUGGAAUGGUCGUUAAGACACUAACAGCUUACAGAUGGUAGGCAAUUAAGGUCACAGGUAUGAAAACUUAGGACACUAAAGAGGCCUUUCUACUGACUCUGAAAAACACCAAAAGAAAGAUGCCCUAGGUCCCUGCUCAUCUGCGUGAACGUGCCUUAUGCAUGCUGCAAGGAGGCAUGAGGACAGCAGAUGUGGCCAGGGCAAUAAAUUGCAAUAUCCGUACUGUGAGAUGCCUAAGACAGCGCUACAGGGAGACAGGACGGACAGCUGAUUGUCCUCGCAGUGGCAGACCACGUGUAACAACACCUGCACAGGAUCUGUACAUCCGAACAUCAUACCUGCGGGACAGGUACAGGAUGGCAUCAACUGCCCGAGUUACACCAGGAAUGCACAAUCCCUCCAUCAGUGCUCAGCCUGUCUGCAAUAGGCUGAGAGAAGCUGGAUUGAGGGCUUGUAGGCCUGUUGUAAGGCAGGUCCUCACCAGACAUCACCGGCGACAAUGUCGCCUAUGGGCACAAACCCACUAUCGCUGGACCAUACAGGACUGGCAAAAAGUGCUCUUCACUGACGAGUCGUGGUUUUGUCUCACCAGGGGUGGUCGGAUCCGCGCGUUUAUCGUCGAAGGAAUGAGCUUUACACCGAGGCCUGUACUCUGGAGCGGGAUCGAUUUUGGAGGUGGAGGGUCCGUCAUGGUCUGGGGCGGUGUGUCACAGCAUCAUCGGACUGAGCUUGUUGUCAUUGCAGGCAAUCUCAACGCUGUGCGUUACAGGGAAGACAUCCUCCUCCCUCAUGUGGUACCCUUCCUGCAGGCUCAUCCUGACAUGACCCUCCAGCAUGACAAUGCCGCCAGCCAUACUGCUCAUUCUGUGCGUGAUUUCCUGCAAGACAGGAAUGUCAGUGUUCUGCCAUGGCCAGCGAAGAGCCCGGAUCUCAAUCCCAUUGGGCACGUCCGGGACCUGUUGGAUCGGAGGGUGAGGGCUAGGGCCAUUCCCCCCAGAAAUGUCCGGGAACUUGCAGGUGCCUUGGUGGAAGAGUGGGGUAACAUCUCACAGCAAGAACUUGGCAAAUCUGGUGCAGUCCAUGAGGAGGAGAUGCACUGCAGUACUUAAUGCAGCUGGUGGCCACACCAGAUACUGACUGUUACUUUUGAUUUUGACCCCCCCCCCUUUGUUCAGGGACACAUUAUUCAAUUUCUGUUAGUCACAUGUCUGUGGAACUUGUUCAGUUUAUGUCUCAGUUGUUGAAUCUUAUGUUCAUACAAAUACAAAAAAAAACAUGUUAAGUUUGCUGAAAAUAAACGCAGUUGACCGUGAGAGGACGUUUCUUUUUUUGCCUAGUUUGUUUUAAUUUUUUUCCUCAGUAGAGCUUUGAGAACCUUCUAAUGAAAAGCACUAUACAAAUUAAAUGUAUUAUUAUAUGUGCUCGUAUCCAAAUGUAAUCAAUGUUUGAAAUUAUUGUUUUUGUCAUACUAUAUCUGUUUGGGCUUCUUGCGGUCAGUUUGAAGUGUCAAAUUAUUUAUGACGUUCCGGCCCCCCGACCAUCCGCUCAAUAAAAAAUAUUAUCCCGGCUGAAUGUAAUUGGGGACCACUGCUCUAUGCCAACUGUUUUCAUGGUGGAAGGAUUCUGACCAGUGGCGUGACUCUUUGUUUCCUCUCCUGUUCUGUAGGUACUAAUCUUCUGAGUGGGGGCAUAGAGUCAGUGCUGGUCCAUUGGCGUUACAAACAGGAGAACCAGAAGGACUUCUUGCCGCGCCUGGGCGCCGCCAUCACACACAUAGCCGUGUCACCUGACGGUUCCAUGUUCUGCACCUCGCACUCUGACAACAGUAGGGACUGUUACACCCUGUUACAAUAAUUUCACGGUUCAUCUCUCCUCCCUCCCUUGAAGUAAUCACUGAUCUGACAUGACUGGAUUGGUCACUGCUAUGUACCGAAUCCAUGUUUGCACCUAUCCAAUCACGUUAGAUCAGUGAUUCUUCAAGGAAGGAUGCUUAAAUCGGGUCAGGAUCCUAAGUCUCACACUUACAAGGGACAGCGGCCAUACGUAUUCACUCUGUACGUUAUUUUGUCAACUGCUAGAAAGGUUUUAGGAAUAUUGAGCGCUCAGUCUGUAGACCUAACCCAUUUUUUCUCUCCCUGAUUCUCGGUCACUCUCUCAAGAGAUCACAAUCAUUCAGAGUUGUGUUAAAGUGUCGGCCGUCAUCCAGGGGCUGGUCAAAGGCGAGGGUGUGUGGACCAACCUAAUUAUCGACCCGCGCAGUAAAGCUUUGGUGCUCAAUGGGAAACCAGGUCACCUGCAGUUCUACUCUCUCCACCACGACAAGCAACUCUACAACGUAAGCACGUCUUUAUCUACAGGAGCUGUCAAUAAAAACCACGAUACACUGUCCUUGUAAACUUGGGCCAGGGAGUUACCUAUGAAUGUUCUUGAACUUUGCCGCAUGACUCGUAGAAAUGGAAUGACAAAAUUAUUUGAAUAUCCAUUCUAAUUUCUAUGGCCUGAUGAGUCUUGGAGGUCUGGUUUUGCUCAUUUGUCAUGAGCAAAAAAUUGAACUAUUUGAUAAUGAAUGAACUCUUAUCAAGCUAAUGAAAAUUAUUUGACUGUAUUUCUCUUCUACCUUCAGUUGGACAUAGUACAGCAGGAGUACAUCCACGAGGAGGGUCUGGACCAGUUUGAGGUGGUCAAGGCGGCGUUUGACACCCACGGUGACUGGCUUGCUACAGUGGAGGAGAGGAGAAAAAAAGGCUCUGAGCUAGAGGUCAAUUUGAAGCUGUGGGCGUAUGACAAGCUAACUCAGAGGUACUAUUUAUUUAUAAGCCUGGUUGCAUGAUGUACAUGUCUUCAUAUCAACAUGUUGUGGCAUUUUUGUCAUGCUUGUCCAUAACAUGCCCCUUAGUUAUUGCUGUUCAUACAUUUGGCUGUAACCCUGAUCAAUUUGUGAUAUAUUUAAUUAUGUGGUUUCCAUCUUUCACCCACUCUCCACCCUACCUCGUCCCCCUCUGUAGUUUUGUGCUGAACACCACAGUCACAGCUCCCCACGAGGACCGGAUUACAGCCAUGUUCUUCAGCCCCUCACCAGAGACCACCAUGCUGGUAACCACUAGCCUCGACGGCCACUUCAAAGCCUGGCUGCUGGCAGACCACUCAGACACCAAGGGUAAGUAGUCCCGAGGUGGUUCUUUCUACGGGGUUUGAUUUUUGGUUUGGAUCAUUGAGCCUGAUGGCCAGGAUUUGGCAAGUCUGCCUAUAUAAUAGGGCCUUGGAGACCUGCUAGUUAUUGUAGACUGACACAUGAUUUGCCUAAUCAAGGUAUUGAUGAGCUAAAUCAAAUUGAUGCUCUAACAUUCUCCCUGGCUUUUCCUUUCUCUGUAUCCGUCUGAUGACCAGCAGAGGGCGCCUUCUGGUCAUGUGACUUUGUGGGUGGGUAUCAUCUCCUGAAGCCCGGCUGCUGCUGCUUCUCGGCUGACGGUUCCCUAUUGGCCGUCGGCUUCCAGGAAGUGGUGACUGUGUGGAGCCCCGCUUCCUGGGAGCUACUCACCACACUGUCCCAGCCCCCAGGGGCCAUCAGGUCAGAACACACGCUUAUAAACGGACACACACACUUGCAAACAUUCACAGACUGAUACAAGUAUACACAAACACACACGACUAUUGAAACGAGCAGACAUUUCAAUUACUUUUCUAACAAAAAACGAAUAUGUUAGCAGAUGUAGCAGUCUAUCGACAAACAAGAUGGCCUGACACUAGAAAAGUCUAGGCCUCAUUGGACCACUAGCAUUUUUAUUAGUUUAUGUAACUGUAGGCUAUGUACAAACGAAACACCACAAUUCAAGUGUUUAAAGUCCAUUAAAUAAACACCAUAACAAAGAUAAUUCAUUAUUCAUUCGUUAAGGGCAUGUCUUAAGGAACAUUAUGCAUUUCAAAAGAACAGAGUGGCAUACAGUAUUUUCAGUCUAAAUAUAUUACUAUGCUUGGUGUGUUGCAGUGCACACCGGGAGCGCAUUAAAUCGUGUUAAUUCUGCCAAAAAGUUAGAUUUUGAAAUGGAGCUCAACGGGUAAUCUUUAAGAGUUGUUUGGCAAGGAGAGGUGAUUUAGAAACAGCAGAACCUGCUCUCUUUAAUACUAUAUAGACAUCAAACCGUCUUACCUGCUUUUGACUCUGUAGAAUAAUUUUAAAAUGUCCCUUUUUGCUGCUGCAAUUCAUGUCUAUUCCAAGCUGUGCUGUUCAUCAGAUUCUUCAUAUAGAAUUGAAUAUAUUCUUUCCCAUCAGACUUGUGAGUCUCCUGAGUGGCGCAGUGGUCUAAGGCACUGCAUCGCAGUGCUAACUGUGCCACUAGAGAUCCUGGUUCGAAUCCAUGCUCUGUCGCAGCCGGCCGCGACCGGGAGACUCAUGGGCGGCGCACAAUUGGCCCAGCGUCUUCCAGGGUAGGGGAGGGAAUGGCCGGCAGGGAUGUGGCUCAGUUGAUAGAGCAUGGCGUUUGCAACGCCAGGGUUGUGGGUUCGAUUCCCACGGGGGGCCAGUAUAUAUUCACUAACUGUAAGUCGCUCUGGAUAAGAGCGUCUGCUAAAUGACUAAAAUGUAAAUGUAUUGUCAAUUUUAUCUUGUCUGUAGGCUAACUCCGUGAAAUUUGUUUCGAUAUUGGAUGACGGGCAGGGAGAACUGCUUAUAACACAUUCUGUUUCUAAUAACGACAGUGUGUUAUAUAGACUUACUUAGGAAAAGUCAAGGACGGGGGGGACAUUUCUUAAAAAAUGACUCUCGGCUUUCCUAGUGUUAAACUAACAGUUAUGACUCGUGAUAUGAACUUAGGUUCCCAUUUCCGUUGUUUACUUGUGUAACACCCUCCAUGGUACAUACAGUUCCUUCAGAAAGUGUUCACAACCCUUGACCAUUUCCACAUUUUGUGUUACAGCCUGAAUUUAAAAUGGAUUAAAUUGAGAUUGUGUCACUGGCCUACACACAAUAGCCCAUAAUGUCAGUGUAAUUAUGUUUUUAGAAAUGUUUACAAAUUCAUUAAAUGAAAAGGUGAAAUGUAUUGAGUCAAUAAGGUAUUCAACCCCUUUGUUAUGGCAAGCCUAAAUACAUUCAGGAGUAAAAAUGUGCUUAACGAGUCACAAGUUGCAUGGACUCACUCUGUGCGCAAUAAUAAAUGUAAAUGUAAAUGAUAAUAGUGUUUAACAUGAUUUUUGAAUGACUACCUCAUCUAUGUACCCCACAUACAAUUAUCUGUAAGGUCCCUCCGUCGAGCAGUGAAUUUUAAACACAGAUUCAACCACAAAGACCAGGGAGGUUUUCCAAUGCCUCGCAAAGAAGUGCACCUAUUGGGAAUGGGUAAAAAAAAAAAAUGGUGAAGUUAUUAAUGACACUUUGGAUAGUGUAUCAAUACACCCAGUCACUACAAAGAUAUAGGCGUCCUUCCCAACGCAAUUGCCGAAGAGGAAGGUAACCGCUCAGGGAUUUCACAAUGAGGCCAAUGGUGACUUUAUUACAGUUAGGGAGUUGAAUGGCAGUGAUGGGAGAGAACUGAGGAUGGAUCAACAACAUUAUAGUUACUCCACAAUACUAACCUAAUGGACAGUGUGGAAAGAAGGAAGCCUGUACAGAAUAGUAAUAUUCUAAAACAUGCAUCCUGUUUGCAAUAAGUCAUAAAGUAAAACUGCAAAUACGUUUGGUCCUGAAUACAAAGUCUUAUGUUUAGGGCAAAUCCAACACAUCACUGAAUGUCACUCUUCAUAUUUUUUCAAGCAUGGUGGUGGCUCCAUCAUGUAAUGGGUAUGCUUGUCAUCAGCAAGAAAAUAAAUGGAGUAGAGCUAAGCACAGGCAAAAUCCUAGAGGAAAACCUGGGUCAGUCUGCUUUCCAACAGACACUGGGAGACCAAUUCACCUUUUAGCAGGAUAAUAACCUAAAACACAAGGAAUUGCUUACCAAGAUGACAUUGAAUGUUCCUGAAUAGCCUAGUUACUGUUUUGACCUAAAUUGAAAGAUUGAAAUUGUAAAUCUAUGGCAAGACAUGAAAAUGGCUGUCUAGCAAUGUUUAACAACCAACUUGACAGAGCUUGAAGAAUUUCUAAAAGAAUGUGCAAAUAAUGUACAAUCCAGGUGUGCAAAGCUCUUAGACUUACCCAGAAAGACUCACCGCUGUAAUCGCUCCCAAAGGUGUUCGUAACAUGUAUUGACUCAGGGGUGUGAAUACUUAUGUAAAUUAGAUUUCUGUAUUUAUUUUUCAAUAAAUGUGCAAACAUUUCUAAACAUAUUUUCACUUUGUCAUUAUGGGCUAUUGUGUGUAGAUGGGUGAAAAAUAAGAUUGAAUCCAUUUUGAAUACAGGCUGUAACAACAAUGUGGAAUAAGUCAAGGUGUAUGAAUACUUUCUGAAGGAACUGUAAGUCUGUAAUAUUUGACCUCGCUAGCACAAAAUGAGUGCACUUUAUGGAACAAAAAAAAACAAGUUAUAUUGGCCAGCCAUGUCAACUUGGGAGUCAGAACCUGCUGCGCAAAAGCGCUUCCCCGCAACAGCCCCCCCCCCCCCCCACGUCUUAGGUCAGUGAGUGCAGAAAAGUAGUAUUUGGUGUUGAGUCUUACUCAAUUGCAUGCCAGAGCUGCCUAGCUGCAGCCUGCAAAUUCAUACAAACUGGUUUUAGUGCUGGUAUUCACAAUGGCCCCAAGCCAUUGCAUACAUUGAUAGUCAACUCUAUAUCACUUUCAAUUAUUUUACCUCCAUGAGGACGUCAUGUACAGUGCUGUGAAAAAGUAUUUGCUCCCUUACACUCAAUAACUGGUUGUGACACCUUUAGCUGCAAUGACUGCAACGAAAUGCUUCCUGUAGUUGUUGAUCAGUCUCUCACAUCGCUGUGGAGGAAUUUUGGCCCACUCUUGCAUGCAGAACUGCUUUAACUCUGUGACAUUUGUGGGGUUUCAAGCAUGAACUGCUCGUUUCAAUUGGGAUUUAGGUCCUUCAAAACUUUACAUUUGUUGCUUUUUAACCAUUUUCAUGUAGACUUGAUUGUGUGUUUUGGAUCAUUGUCUUGCUGCAUGACUCAGCUGUGCUUCAGCUCUCUGUUGGAUGACCUGACAUUCUCCUGUAGAAUUCUCUGAUACAGAGCAGAAUUCAUGGUUUCUUCUAUUAAGGCAAGUCGUCCAGGACCUGAGGAAGCAAAGCAUCCCCAAACCAUCACACUACCACCACCAUGCUUGACCGUUUGGUAUGAGGUUCUUACUGUGGAAUGAAGUGUUUGGUUUUCGCCAGACAUAAUGGGACCCAUCUCAUCCAAAAAGUUGACUCAAGCACCUGGAAGCAACUGUAUGAUCAUCAAGACUGUUCUAUGGACAGAUGAGUCAAAAGUAUAACUUUUUGGACGACAUGGGUCCUUGCGAAAACCAAACACUGCAUUUCACAGUAAUGGUAUCUGGUAUUUUAUUAGGAUCCCCAUUAGCUGUUGCAGAACCAGCAGCUACUCUUCCUGGGGUCCACACAAAACAUGAAACAUGACAUAAUACAGAACAGUAAUAGACAAGAACAGCUUAAGGACAGAACUACAUAAAACAUUUUUUAAAGGCACACGUAGCCUACAUAUCAAUACAUACACACAAACUAUCUAGGUCAAAUAGGGGAGAGGCGUUGUGCCGUGAGGUGUUGCUUUAUCUGUUUUUUGAAACCAGGUUUGCUGUUGAGCAAUAUGAGAUGGAACGGAGUUCCAUGCAAUAAUGGCUCUAUAUAAUACUGUACGCGUUCUUGAAUUUGUUCUGAAUUUGGGGACUGUGAAAAGACCCCUGGUGGCAUGUCUGGUGGGGUAAGUGUGUGUGUCAGAGCUGUGUGUAAGUUGACUGUGCAAAAAAUUUGGGAUUUUCAACACAAUGUUUCUUUAUAAAAAGAAGUGAUGCAGUCAGUCUCUCCUCAACUCUUAGCCAAGAGACUGGCAUGCAUAGUAUUUAUAUCAGCCCUUUGAUUACAAUGAAGAGCGAGACGUUCCGCUCAGUUUUGGGCCAGCUGCAGCUUAACUAGGUCUUUCCUUGCAGCACUGGACCACACGACUGGACAGUCAAGAUUAGACAAAACUAGAGCCUGCAGAACUUGCUUUUUGGAGUGUGGUGUCAAAAAAGCAGAGCAUCUCUUUAUUACGGACAGACCUCUCCCCAACUUUACAACCAUUGAAUCUAUAUGUUUUGACCAUGAUAGUUUACAAUCUAAGGUAAUGCCAAGUAAUUUAGUCUCCUCAACUUGUUCAACAGCCACACCAUUCACAGUAAGAACCUUAUACCAACAGUCAAGCAUGGUGGUGGUAGUGUGAUGGUUUAGGGAUGCAGCUGAGUCAUGCAGCAAGACAAUGCAAAACGCACAAUCAAGAAUACAUGAAAAUGAUUUGAUGUUUUGGAAUGGCCUAGUCAGUCAAGACCUAAUCCCAGUUGAGAUGUUGUGGCAGGACUUGAAACAAGCAGUUCAUGCUUGAAAACCCACAAAUGUCGCUGAGGUAAAGAAGUUAUGCAUGGCCGAGUGGGCCAAAAUUGAUCUGAUAACAUUCAGUAUAAAAAAAUAUGUGGAAGUAGACAAUUAGAAGGGGGGCAAAUACUAUUUCACAGCACUGUAUAGGGAUAUCUCUGCCUCGUAUGUGCUCAGAGGGAUGUAGGCAAUUGCUGGUACAGAUGGCUGUGGAAGUCAAGCACUGGGACUCUGCACCGUUAUUCCAGCUGCCCAUUGUGUAACCGCCUCCUAUGGAUUUUCUGUUCGGUGUUUACAUGUGGUCUGAACUUAAAUUAUUUCAGGUGACUGCAUUUGUAGUUGGAGCUCUGGUGUGGAAAAGCUUCUUGCCACUAAUCCUGUGAAAUAUGUUUGGAGGGUGGGUGGUGGUAUAUUCAGGGGAACUUUGACAGUACGGUAAGAGACCGGUGACAGGGUUUGAAGGUUAACAGACUCUUUUGAUCCACCAGGGACCUUUGUUUUGGACGGUUAAGCUGUUCCAAGUACCUGUUGGGGACCAGCACCAAGAACCAACUCUGCUGCUGGAACCUCCUCACCUGCUCACGUAAGAUGUUGCUCUGACGUGUGUGCUUGUGUGCAACUGUCCUAUAAGCAACACAUCCAUGACAAAAAAAUAAAACAAAUCUGUUCAAUCCAUAAACCUAACUUUUCUCUUUCUACAUUUGUAUCUCUGUUUUCUUCUCUAUCUCAGUGGAGUGGAGUACCCCCAUGGACGUGAGCCUGCUCCAGACCGACCCGCUGUCUGAGAACAUGGCUGCCUUCUGCAAUCAAUCUGGCAGCUCAGACUGUGAGUGCUACCUAGUUUCUGGUGCUAGCUACCAGUACCAACAUAACUAUUUUGCCUAGUUUGGCUUAUAUUAUGUUUGCCACACACACUGCAUGGGCCCAAAGCUUAGCUAAUUGCACAUGGCAGGGUCCCCUAGGUAUUCUAUAAUACAGUUGAAGUCGGAAGUUUACAUACACUUAGGUUGGAGUCAUUAAAACUCGUUUUUCAACCACUCCACAAAUUUCUUGUUAACAAACUAUAGUUUUGGGAAGUCGGUUAGAACAUCUACUUUGUGCAUGACAAAAGUAAUUUUUCCAACAAUUGUUUACAGACCGAUUAUUUCACUGUAUCACAAUUCCAGUGGGUCAGAAGUUUACAUACACCAAGUUGACUGUACCUUUAAACAGCUUGGAAAAUUCCAGAAAAUUAUGUCAUGGCUUUAGAAGCUUCUGAUAGGCUAAUUGACAUCAUUUGAGGCCUACCUUCAAACUCAGUGCCUCUUUGCUUGACAUCAUGGGAAAAUCAAAAGAAAUCAGCCAAGACCUCAGAAAAAAAUGUGUAGACCUCCACAAGUCUGGUUCAUCCUUGGGAGCAAUUUCCAAAUGCCUGAAGGUACCACGUUCAUCUGUACAAACAAUAGUAUGCAAGUAUAAACACCAUGGGACCACACAGCCAUCAUACCGCUCAGGAAGGAGAUGCGUUCUGUCUCCUAGAGAUUAACUUACUUUGGUGUGAAAAGUGCAAAUCAAUCCCAGAACAACAGCAAAGGACCUUGUGAAGAUGCUGGAGGAAACAGGUACAAAAGUAUCUAUAUCCACAGUAAAAACGAGUCCUAUAUCGACAUAACCUGAAAGGCCGCUCAGCAAGGAAGAAGCCACUGCUCCAAAACCGCCAUAAAAAAGCCAGACUACGGUUUGCAACUGCACAUUGGGACAAAGAUCGUACUUUUUGGAGAAAUAUCCUCUGGUCUGAUGAAACAUAAAUAGAACUGUUUGGCCAUAAUUACCAUUGUUAUGUUUGGAGGAAAAAGGGGGUGGCUUGCGAGCCGAAGAACACCAUCCCAACCGUGAAGCACGUGGGUGGCAGCAUCAUGCUGUGGGGGUGUUUUGCUGCAGGAGGUACUGGUGCACUUCACAAAAUAGAUGGCAUCAUGAGGAAGGAAAAUGAUGUGGAUAUAUUGAAGCAACAUCUCAAGACAUCAGUCAGGAAGUUAAAGCUUGGUCGCAAAUAGGUCUUCCAAAUGGACAAUGACCCCAAGCAUACUUCCAAUGUUGUGGCAAAAUGGCUUAAGGCUACCCGAAAUGUUUGACCCAAGUUACACAAUUUAAAGGCAAUGCUACCAAAUACUAAUUGAGUGUAUGUAAACUUCUGACCCACUGGGAAUGUGAUGAAAUAAAUCAAAGCUGAAAUAAAUCAUUCUCUCUACUAUUAUUCUGACAUUUCACAUUCUUAAAAUAAACUGACCUAAAAUAAGGAAUUUUUACUAGGAUUAAAUGUCAGGAAUUGUGAAAAACUGAGUUUAAAUGUAUUUGGCUAAUGUAAACUUCCGACUUCAACUGUAUGUGCUGUAGCCUUGUCAUACGGUAGACCCAACCAAGUCCAAAUCUAAAUAGGUAAAAUGGGCUUCGCUCAUCAAUGUCCUCUCCUCCCACCAGUGUUUGUGUUCAAGCCCAGCGAGCCACGGCCCCUCUACUCCCAGAAGGCUUUGUGCACGGGCAAGGUGCAGCACGCCGUCUUCGCGCCGCGCGACCAGAUGCUGGAGAGCUGCGAGGAGCGCACGCAGUGGCUCAACAGAUCCCAGCUCUACUUCGUCACCCAACACAUGGUGAAUAUAUAAUACACACUGUCUCCAGACUCAUGAUUUCCUCUCCUCGUCUCCUUUCCUUUGUCACCACUAAUAGAUUAAAGGACUGGACAUGUUGUGUUCCAAUUCUAACCUUGAAGUGAUAAGUUCCCCCAAACUACUAAAUUACAUUGAAAGUAAAGAAACCGUUAAUCUGGGGUGAUGGCGCAUGCUCGGGUUUUACUACUUAUUCCACUGGCAGGUAACUAACCACAGAGUUCUGUCUGACAUCCUCUCUCCAUUGUAGGAUUUGUUGACAUUUAGCACCAAGACUGAGGAGGACAGACUGUUGGCAUCCAGGAAACAGGUACAAUCCCACUUUUUUCCAAAACGGUUGCGAAACAUAUUGUCGUUCAUUUAGUAAUUUAUUUCUGUAACAAUGUAUAGCAUUCCCUGCGUCAGUUCUGACUAUUUGUUUUUGGGGUGUUUUUCAGCUCGUGGUAGACGACAGUGUUGCCGUGACGCCUUUCUACCUGUUGCUAGGGAAACACAGAAUGCAGCAACUGGAGAAGCAGGAAGUGCUGCCCAAUCCCAUGGCAGAAAGGACUCCGCUCCCACAGGGCUCCAUUGCCAUCAAGGAGGUGUGUGUAUUCAUGCAAUGUUCACUGGCUGUUAAUUUGCUGACCUGUAAAUAAGCCAGUGUUUCUACAUUCUGCAGUGUUGGACCUCAAAGUUCAUGUUUAGUUUUGCUAGAACGCUUAAAUAAUGUGCCAAGUAUUUGUAUACUUCCAAGCAGUGAACUACUGACUCUACUGAGCUCACUUUAGAUGCUAGGUGAGACGAAUUGGUCUGCAAACAUUCCCAGAGCGUAUCAGAAAGUUAAUCAAUAAAUGUUUUAUUGGCUAAUAAUUGUAAAUGUAUACUGGUAACACUUACUUGAUUCUCUCAAGAACCCAGCUUAAAACAUUUUAGACCAGGGUAUUGAUCAUUGCCCUGAAGGACAUAGUUAGUGAGCAAUAAGCAUCAGGACCUCCGCAUAACUCACUCCUCUAUCUCUCCCUCAGCUGCUGCACACCCCAGCCCACGUCCUGCCUUCAGCCUCGUUCCUCUGCGCCAUGUUCGUCCGCUCCCUGCUCAUCUCCAGCUCCUCUGCCAGGUGAGUCCAGUAACUAGUAGUUACUUUAUUGUUCCAGACAAGAAAAUGGUUUGUGGCAUACAGUGUAAAAAAGAAAAUGACAUAUUGACAUAGAAUCACAAUGAAUAGGUUAAUCUACAUUCCCCUGAAAACAAUGGAGAGGUCAAAGUGGUAUGGUGACGAUGACCUUACACCCUAGCACAGUGUUUCCCAACCCUGGUCCUCGAGUACUCCCAACAGUACACAUUUUAUUGUAACCCUGGACACCUGAUUCAACUAAUCAUCAAGCCCUCAAUGAGUUGUAUGAGGUGUGUUUGUCAAGGGCUACAGCGAAAUGGUGUACUUUUGGGGGUACUUGAGGACCAGGGUUGGGAAACACUGCCCUAGCAGACCCUUUCACCAGUCCUGCUCUGACACAUCAGAGCAGAUGAAGGGAAGGAGACAAGGUGAGGAAGCCAGUUUGACGGUGGGGAUGGUAUUCUUGGGGUCAUAGGCAGCAUUCCUCCUCCUCCAAACACGGCGAGUUGAGUUGAUGCCAAAGAGUUCGAUUUUGGUCUCAUCUGACCACAACACUUUCACCCAGUUCUCCUCUGAAUCAUUCAGAUGUUCAUUGGAAAACUUCAGACAGGCCUGUAUAUGUGCUUUCUUGAGCAGGGGGACCUUGCGGGCGCUGCAGGAUUUCAGUCCUUCACGGCAUAGUGUGUUACCAAUUGUUUUCUUGAUGACUAUGGUCCUAGCUGCCUUGAUCAUUGACAAGAUCCUUCCGUGUAGUUCUGGGCUGAUUCCUCAUCGUUCUCAUGAUCAUUGCAACUCCUCGAGGUGAGAUCUUGCACGGAGCCCCAGGCCGAGGGAGACUGACAGUUAUUUUGUGUUUCUUCCAUUUGCGAAUAAUCGCACCAACUGUUGUCACCUUCUCACCAAGCUGCUUGGUGAUGGUCUUGUAGCCCAUUCCAGCCUUGUGUAGGUCUACAAUCUUGUCCCUGACAUCCUUGGAGAGCUCUUUGGUCUUGGCCAUGGUGGAGAGUUUGGAAUCUGAUUGAUUGAUUGCUUCUGUGGACAGGUGUCUUUUAUACAGGUAACAAGCUGAGAUUAGGAGCACUCCCUUUAAGAGUGUGCUCCUAAUCUCAGCUCGUUACCUGUAUAAAAGACACCUGGGAGCCAGAAAUCUUUCUGAUUGAGAGGGGGUCAAAUACUUUUUUCCCUCAUUUAAAAUGCAAAUCAAUUUAUAAAAAUGUUUACAUGCGUUUUUCUGGAUCUUUUUGUUGUUAUUCUGUCUCUCACUGUUCAAAUAAACCUACCAUUAAAAUGAUAGACUGAUCAUUUCUUUGUCAGUGGUCAAACAUACAAAAUCAGCAGGGGAUCAAAUACUUUGUUCCCUCACUGUAUACUUGGAUGUGUAGUGUCAGCGUUUGUUGCUGGCAUGUCAUACCUAAAUUUGCUUAUCUUGCUAAUGAAGAAGUCAUUGAAGUAGUUGGCAAUAUCAGUGGGUUUCGUGAUGAAUGAGGCAUCUGAUUCAAUUAAUGAUGCAGCCGAGUUUCCCUUUUUUCCCAAAAUGUCAUUUAAGGUGCUCUAAAGCUUUUUACUAUCAUUCUUUAUUUAAUUUAUUUUUGUUUCAUAGUAUAGUUUCUUUUUAUUUAGUUUAGUCACAUGAUUUCUUAAUUUGCAGUACGGUUGCCUAUCAGUUGGGCUGCCAGACUUAUUUGCCUUACCUUUCGCCUCAUCCCUCUCAACCAUACAAUUUUUAAAUCCAAGGGGAUUUAACAGCUUUUACAGUCAUUUUCUUAAUGGGUGCGUGCUUAUUAGUAACUGGAAUAAGACAUUUCAAGUGCAGCGUCUGGUUGCUCCUCAUUACACACCACAGACCAGCAAAUAUUCUUUACGUCAUCAACAUAAGAAUCACUACAGAACUUCUUGUAUGACCUCUUAUACACUAUAUUAGGCCCAGCCUUUGGAACUUUGGUUUUCUUAGAUCUGGCUUCUAUAUUGUGAUCACUACAUCCUAUGGAUUUGGAUACUGCUUUUAAAGCAAAUUUCUGCAGCAUUAGUAAAGAUGUGAUCACCCAGAAAAUAUACUUCUUUAUCACAUACAUUUUCAAGCAUUUCACACAUAUUAUCCAGAUACUGACUGUUAGCACUUGGUGGUCUAUAGCAUCAUUCCACAAGAAUGGGCUUUAGGUGAGGCAGAUGAGCCUGGAGCCAUAUUACUUCAACAGUAUCUAACAUGAGAUCAUCUCUAAGCUUUACAGGAAUGUGGUUCUGAAUAUAGACCGCAACACCGCCCCGUUGGCAUUUCUGUCUUUUCGGCAGAUGUUAUAACCAUGUACAGUGAGGGGGGAAAAAAGUAUUUGAUCCCCUGCUGAUUUUGUACGUUUGCCCACUGACAAAGAAAUGAUCAGUCUAUCAUUUUAAUGGUAGGUUUAUUUGAACAGUGAGAGACAUAAUAGCAACCAAAAAAUCCAGAAAAACGCAUGUCAAAAAUGUUAUUUCCCUCAUUAAAAUGCAAAUCAAUUUAUAAGUAUUUUUCAGAUGUUCCGAGCUAGCCCUCCUGAUGUCGUUUGACCCCAAAUGGACUAUGACAGCGUCAGCUCCUGGUAUCUGUCGUAGAACAGUCGGAAGCAGCCUUGUGAUGUCCUGUACUCGUGCUCCUGGGUAGCACAGGGUUUUUGCAUUGGGAAUUGAGAUGUUUCUCACCAUAGAGCUGCUGGUGAUGUUGAAUGGGCCGGUCUCUCAGGAAGAAGGCACCGGAACCUCUGGAUCCAGGGCGGCAAAGCUGUUUCUGGUCUGUGUCAGGUCCGGCCUUAAUAUCUCCAAGGAGACCCCCGUUGACAGAGGACGCUUUCAUCGAUUUCCACGGCAAGUGACAUAUCUCCAUGGCUGGUUGGUUGGGUUGAGAACAGCUCCGUUCACCAGGGAAGGGGGAGACCCCUUCGGGGAUGGAUCCCUGCUGAGCACCGGCCAGUCGGCGGUGGAGAACCGACACAGCGGCAACAAUUCCACCAGACCAGAGUGGCGUCCGGCUACUGGGGUGGAAGAAAAAGAAAAAGUAGGCGGGCGUGGAUUCCCCAGUAGCUUGUGUAGGUUUGCUACUUGCUUGCUAAGAGUAGCCACUUCGCCCCUGUAGUCCUCCGCAAGCAAGCAGUUGCUACAUUGAAAGUCAGCGCGGUCCACAUUGUCCCGGAAUAAACGCAGCUCCUGUAGGGCUGGAAACGUUCACUAGCGACCUCCAUUUGAGACCGCGGUGCCAGCUAGGCUAGCUGGGCUUCCGUGUCUCUCCCCCUGUGCGGAAUCUGGCAGGAUCCCGGGACAGACAGCAGUGCUCACAGCAACUAAGCCCAACAGAGUGGCAGUAUCCAAAAUAAAAGUGUAUAUAAAAACACUGUCAGCUUUACAAAAACAAUAAACCGUGGUCUCUCGUUCAGCUUUUAGCUUUCAACAACAUGUCGCGCUCAGAUGACGUCAGGUGACUGUCUGCAUGACAUCCAGUAAGCAUGGUGUCUGUGUUGACAUUGCUCAGGGUCAAGGGUCACUAAGCCAAAGGCCUGAUGGGAGAGAAUGCUCUGGUCCUGGCAGCAAGGCUGAAGACACUCAUUUUCUUGUUCAUCUUUGAAAUGUUUUUCAAACCAACAAUAUGCCACAUUUUUUUCAAAUGCUGACCUAAAGGAUCCAUAACAAAAUUUGAUUUGUUUUUCAAAUCAAUUCAAAUUUGAUGUCACAUCCUUCGUAGACUAACAGUGAAAUGCUUACUUAUGGGUCCUUUGACAACGAUGCAGAGUUAAAGAUCAAGAGAAAAAAUUCAGACAUAGUGACGAGGAAUAAAUACACAGUGAAUAACACUAAUGAGUUAAAGUAACGUGGCUAUAUACAGGGAGUACCAGUACUGAGUCGAUGUGCAGGGAUAUGAGGUAAUUGUAGUAGAUAUGUACAUAUAUGUAGGGUUAAAGAUACUAGGCAACAGGAUAGAUAGACAGUAGCAGCAGCGUGUGUGGCAUCAGUAUGCAUGUGUGCGCAUGUUGUGUGUGUGUUGGGAUGUAUGUAUGAGUGUGUGGGUAGAGUCCAGUUCGUGGACUCCCCCAGGUCUUUGUUUUAAGUGAGAAUUUGUUCUGUCAAUAUAAUCUUAAACCUAAAAGGUUACAUAGGUACAGUAACAAACAGUACAUCUCACUUCCUUGAGAAAGCGGGCUGAUAAUGCGCUUUGGGUCAAAACUCACCCAUAUGCUAGACAAUACUAUGGAAAAUCAAAUUUUAUGCUGACUGUUUAAUAUUUUGGAUUACUUGUUUAAUCAUGUUUGGUCACGAGCCCUGCGCUGAGGGCUCUCGCCCCACUUACAUGUGUUUGUUUUGUUUUGUUUGUAAAUUGCUGAAGAGAGGAAAAAGAACCUGAAGAAGAGGAAAUGGAGAGUGAGAAAGAGGAAGAGGACUCCGAAGGGGAAGCAGACUCCCGUCAGGGGGAGUCGGCAGCAUGGGGCCCAUCCAAGGAGUUGGGGGCACCAGCUCUCACCAAAGCCCAGGAGAGGGAACUGAGGAGAGUGAAAACAUUUGACCACAGCUGGCUCAGCAGCCUCCUGGACUGUUAAGCGUGACCAAGCCCAAACACACACACUUUUAUAUUUCAGUUUUCAAAUGUGUUGUAUCAUGCUUGUUUCUGGCAUUGCCCCAAGAAUGUUUUAGUUUUGAUUCACUUAUCAAAGAAGCUAGUGCAAUCAAUUUUAUUCAUACACUGUGUGUCAAGGUUGCUGCCAUAUACAUUUUCCAGUUUGCCUAUACAUUCAUGGAUGUACCCGUCAUGGGUGGCUCUAAAUGGAUGUAAAUGUCAUGGGGGGCUGGUAGCCUAGCAGUUAAGAGCAGAAAGGUUGUUAGUUCCAAUCCCCGAGCCGACUAGG